ACGGUUCACCAUGUGUGCUAAUCCAUUUGUGGCUGAAACCCAGUUGAAGUAUUGCACAGUAUGAUAGGUGGAACCAUGAUGGCUGCGUAUUUGCGAGUUCCCAUGCUCACUUUCUCACAAUCUUCCACAGCUACGACAAGGAGAUGCAGAAAUCAAAGAACUCGUUGUUCCGUUAACGCCGCCACUAACAGUGCAAAAAUUCCAAUGCCUCCUCACAACCCUAAAGACCCAUUUCUCUCCAAGCUCGCCUCCGUCGCCGCCUCUUCCCCGGAAACGCUCCUCAACCCUCCCCGCAACUCCGACACCCCUCCUUUUCUCGACAUCUUCGAUACCCCCAAACUCAUGGCUACUCCCGCUCAAGUUGAAAGGUCUGUUUCAUACAAUGAACAUCGGCCCACAAAACCGCCGCCGGACCUGCCUUCAUUGCUUCUCAAUGGUAGAAUUAUUUACAUUGGGAUGCCUUUGGUUCCGGCUGUCACAGAACUAGUUAUUGCGGAAUUGAUGUACUUGCAGUAUAUGGAUCCUAAAGAGCCAAUCUAUAUAUACAUAAAUUCCACUGGGACUACUCGAGAUGAUGGUGAAACGGUAGGCAUGGAGACAGAAGGUUUUGCCAUUUAUGAUGCAAUGAGGCAGUUAAAGAACGAGAUACACACAGUGGGUGUUGGAGCUGCUAUAGGUCAAGCCUGUUUGAUACUUUCAGCAGGGACUCCGGGUAAACGCUUUAUGAUGCCACAUGCUAAAGCUAUGAUUCAGCAACCUCGUAUCCCAUCCUCUGGGUUGAUGCCGGCAAGUGAUGUUCUUAUUCGUGCAAAGGAGGUGAUAACUAACAGAGACAAUCUGAUUAAACUACUGGCUAAACACACGGGAAAUUCAGAGGAAACAGUUGCUAAAGUGAUGAGGAGGCCAUAUUAUAUGGAUGCAAUAAAGGCUAAGGAAUUUGGUGUCAUUGACAGAGUUCUUUGGCGUGGCCAGGAAAAGAUUAUGGCUGCUGUUGCUCCUCCAGAGGAGUGGGACAAGGGUGCUGGUAUUAAAGUUGUAGAUGAAUUCUAGUUCCUCUUUUGUGGAUACAUACUUGUCAAUGUCACAAGUUUCAGUAGGAUUUGUUUUCACUGUCUACGAGUCCAGAAAUGUGCCACAGCUAUUGACAGAAAACUGACCUGUAGGUUAUGAGCCGAAGUGCCCAGAAGGAAGAAAGUUGAUGGACAUUUUACUAAGAAUGUUAAGGAAAAACAUAGAAAAAGAAACAGCGAUGUUCAUCCAUGUGGUCAUAUACAAUGUUUUGGUUCUGGUCAUUGGGUAGUCAUUGAUUGUCGCCCGAUAAUUAUAUAGGGACUCUGACGUUUAUCAUUAUAUUAUCAAUGAAGGACAUGCAAAUUUGUUAUA
Vigna radiata var. radiata (mung bean) is the source of this 1383-nucleotide messenger RNA. Its product is annotated as ATP-dependent Clp protease proteolytic subunit-related protein 3, chloroplastic. Gene Ontology annotation, cellular component: endopeptidase Clp complex. The record is from RefSeq and is a predicted model, not a curated record. The transcript has 10 exons. Gene Ontology annotation, biological process: protein quality control for misfolded or incompletely synthesized proteins. Bases 61 to 1050 code for a protein of 329 amino acids. Gene Ontology annotation, molecular function: ATP-dependent peptidase activity; ATPase binding; serine-type endopeptidase activity. NCBI's taxonomy places the organism in Eukaryota, Viridiplantae, Streptophyta, Magnoliopsida, Fabales, Fabaceae.